AUGAUCGAUAAUAAUAAAGAGGUUAUAAAAGAGGGCAUUGGAUUCCAGAAAUUAGCCUCGACAACAUUUAAACGUACGUCGAAUGGGCUAAUUUGUUCUGAUGAACUGAGGAAAGUUUUCUCAGUGCUACUCAUAUGUCUCAAUUUGAAGGAACGGCCGUCGCCGAAUCGCAUGAAAAUGUUUUCUAACUUGCACCGACACCACUCGUUUACGUUUUAUAUGAAAGAGGCAAUCGACACUAUGGCCAGUUUCAAGCUGAACGUCAAUCUGAAUAUCACAAGUGUUACCGUUUCGUACGCCAUCCAUAGCGAGCUUGCGACGUGCUUGCUAGCGACUUUCAUGGACGCCAAACUUAUACACGCCCCUGGAGACAGGACUAGAGUUACACCUAAGGACAAGGUUCUUCUGCAGCCUACCCCCAAGGGGGUCGCUAUUUUGAUGAAGUUUGUUCGCCAAAUUGGACUUAAGGAACUGCCACCGAUUUUGACGUCUCCUUUGAACUCCAUGGAACUGUUUUCAUUUGAGCGAAGCGCAAUGACUGACGCCAUUAUUCACAGCGACUACUUCGUUUCAUUAUUGUUUUCCAAAUUAAUGGGUGAUACGCCCAAUGAGUGGUCUCCGUCAAAGAAAAGCGACAAAUUACCGUCUCUGAGUCAGCUCAUAGAAUGUGAUGAUGAAAGUUUUACUUUUGAAAGUUUCGAUUUACCGAGAAAUGGCCUUACCGUUGACAGUUCCAAUACUCGCAGAUCUCCAACUUCACCACCUAAUCACGAUGAGACGAGAGAGUCACCUUUGGCGCACAGAUUUUUUACCAAUCCGGAUUCAACCGCACAUGUUCAAUAUUACGUCUCCAGUAGCGGGCUUAGACUUUUGGGCUCAAAGACUGUUGGUGGUGACGUGGUGGAUGUCUUGUUUACGACGAAGGCAAUGUGGCAAUGGCUCAUGGAUUGCACUGAUAUUAUGUAUCCAAGAGAGGCAGUAACUGUCAUGUCACUUUUCCUGAGAAACGGACUCAUCCGCCCAAUCUACUCAAUAAAUACUGAGAAUUACCGCGGGAAAUUUUCGAUAGGCUCCAAAUGUUUUUACACGUUGACUGAAUCAGGAUUUGAGACACUGGGCUGGAAACAAAUGAACAAACUUAAAAAAAAUCGCAGAAGUCUUUACGGUCUUAGUGCGCAAACUUCUUUUAUCAGUCUCGCUGAUUCCGCUACCCUCAUGAAAAAGAAAGCCUGUGAGCUGAAAGAAUUCAACGAUGUGACGAUACUUAAACAAACAGUGGCCUACGUAGAUCUCAGUCACAUUCUCAAAGAUCCAGGCAUGCGACACCUGUUCAGGAACCAUUUGGAAAGCGAAUACUGCGCGGAAAACUUAGACGUUUACUUCGAGAUCAAAAAGUUUUUGAAAAGAAUGACGAUCCUGAAAGAUCUGAUGGAUUUGAAAUCACAUAGGUCUCAAGAUAAGCGAAGGGUAUCCAGGGCUAGACAGUUCAAUGACAUUAUCGUGAUUACGACAAAUUCAGCUCUUCUCAAGCAAGCCAACGAAUGUUUGGAGAUAGCAUAUCAAAUAUUUUCUUCUUAUAUCACAGUCGGGGCCCCGUUUCAGCUGAACAUUGAUCAUUGUCUGAGAGAGUCCAUCACUGAGGUGGUUCUAAACCCACAGCCGUGCUUGUAUACCAAGGGCGCGGCGAAUUCGGGAAGGAUAGAAUGCACUGCUGUGAAGAAUGACAACGACGAAUUCCAUGCAUCGUCGUGCGACGAAACAGAGGCAAAAAGUGUAGCCCUCCAAGCAAUCAGCGGACCCGCUAAUGUAAGCAGCUUUUCGUCGGAUACUUGCCAGUCGUACCAACAUGGGGGAAGCGCGGAAGAAACACUCACGGGCAUUCUUAAAACUUUGAGACAGCUUUACCCUCUUUUUGAAAGUGUAGGGCGACGAAUCUACCGUCUUAUGAAGGUUGAUUCUUUACCCAAGUUUACCAAGUCAGAGGCAUUCCAAGCCGCUGCUUCAACGCUUAAUCUCGAUAGCACCUUAGCAUAA
Molecule: messenger RNA, 2034 nt
Organism: Lachancea mirantina
Lineage: Eukaryota; Fungi; Ascomycota; Saccharomycetes; Saccharomycetales; Saccharomycetaceae
Source: the annotation of a GenBank genome assembly